GUUCUUAUUCCCUCCACCAUGAACUCCCUCGUACAACGUUUCUCAACCACAGGGCCCGCAGCGGAGAUGAGGAGGGCCAGACAAGCCCUCGGCGAGGAGGAAGAUGGUGCAGACGUUAUGAGCUUUGGCAACCUCGCAAGCGGCGUGCCAAAAUUUAAUAUCCCUGCCGUUCCGGACCCCUCUGCGUUUCUGAGGUUGCACACAGAUGACUUUGCGGACCCGUCUUGCAGAAUCAAAAUCAAACAUGGAACAACCACCCUUGCUUUCCGGUUCCGGGGAGGCGUCAUUGUCGCUGUCGACUCUCGUGCAACUGCUGGAAGCUAUAUUGCUUCGGGAACCGUGAAGAAGGUCAUUGAGAUCAACCCAUACCUUCUUGGAACUAUGGCAGGCGGUGCCGCUGACUGUCAGUACUGGGAGACUUAUCUUGGUAUCCAAUGCCGACUGCACGAGCUCCGGAACCGCGAACGUAUUUCGGUGGCGGCGGCGAGCAAGUAUCUCAGCAAUCUGGUCUAUAGCUACAAGGGUAUGGGCCUGAGCAUGGGAACGAUGAUCUGCGGCUGGGACAAGACAGGUCCCGCUGUUUACUAUGUCGACUCGGACGGCACCCGCUUGAAGGGUGAUCUCUUCUCUGUCGGCUCCGGAAGCACGUUCGCGUACGGUGUGCUUGACCAAGGCUAUCGGUGGGAUCUGACAGACGAAGAAGCGCAAGAGCUUGGUCGUAGGAGUAUUUAUGCUGCUGGUCACCGAGACGCGUUCUCUGGUAACACUAUCAACCUCUAUCACGUCCAAGAGGAUGGCUGGAAGUUCAUCGGAAAUUACGAUGUUUCCAAGAUGCACUACGAAGGUCCAGAGGGUCGUGGCGGUUAUGGUUACGAUAUACGCGUCGAAGGCAAGACUUCGGCGAACCCCCAGCCUGCAUGAGAAGUCUCUGACCAAGCAUAAUUCAUCCUUCAUGUACACACUGACACUGUAUCUGUACGCUUUUCUGUGACUUUGUGAACGUAAGAUCUGGACAUUUCUG
Messenger RNA from Phanerochaete carnosa HHB-10118-sp, 1021 nucleotides. RefSeq lists its product as uncharacterized. Lineage: Eukaryota; Fungi; Basidiomycota; Agaricomycetes; Polyporales; Phanerochaetaceae. Gene Ontology annotation, cellular component: proteasome core complex. Gene Ontology annotation, molecular function: threonine-type endopeptidase activity. The transcript has 6 exons. The record is from RefSeq and is a predicted model, not a curated record. Bases 19 to 921 code for a protein of 300 amino acids.